Messenger RNA from Schistosoma bovis, 6170 nucleotides. The record is from the annotation of a GenBank genome assembly. Lineage: Eukaryota; Metazoa; Platyhelminthes; Trematoda; Strigeidida; Schistosomatidae.
GCUAAAUGAGCGGUAAUUUCUGGCGCUCCCGUUGUAGCGGGUUGGAUUGUCUGGUUUUAGUCCGGGUUUUAAGAUCAUUUGAGUCUGAGGCUUUUGUUAUUACAGAUUAUUGUCGAUUGCUUUACUUGUUAAGUGUAAGUUCACCCUGUGCUCUUGCUAGGUCGUCGACUUAUCUUAUUAGUUUAUCUCUUUCCCAGCCCUCUAACGCUACUCUUAUUUACUUAUUUACUUAAACACAUAAACGUUAGUACAAGAAGGCACCAAAUAUAUAUGCGUCACAUAAACCAUUGAAUUUGUGUGAGGGCCAGGGCACUAUCCAGUGCACGCUACUCUGCGUGCAACCGCAGUAAAUAAAAUGUUGUAAGCUACUCUAUUGGCUUAGUUAGUGUCCAUUUUUGCAAGUUUAUAUUAUGCCAACCCACGUUUACCUUAUUAUUUUCCAAAUUCUCAAGUCGCCUAGAUAAGCCGUAGUAAGUCAGUUUUGUACCUAAAAUCUGGCGUAAGUCAGUAAUUGCUACUGUCAUUAUAUAUAGUUCUACUGAACGACGAAGGACGAAUUUGUUUGCUUUACACAGUGCUAUCACCUAUUGUUCGACUUAUCUGGGUACUCAUAUAGUCAUAUUGGUCGGAUGUGGAUCUAUUUGUUGCAACUAACUGAUCAAAUCUUAUUCGAUACUAACUUCACUAUUUCGUUACUUUUGCAAUUGUCACUUGGGUCAUGUAUCCGGUACCUUAUCUCAUACUCAAUAGUCCCUAAAGAAAUACCGUACUGGAUUAAUUAAAUUUUUGUAUUUUAAAUACGGAGAGUGAUAUCUUAAGUGUGAUUGUAUAAUUAAGGUAGAGAGCAUUUCCAUUAAAUAGUCACAAAAAGCCCUCUUUUCUGCUUGUGAGCUUAUUGACGACCCUUUUUAUCAUUUUCUUCCUAGCUGGUACUGAUGUCACACUCCUCUGAAGCAGAGUAUUACAAGUCAUUUGCAUUCCAGUGUUAUUAGAGUAACACUAGAGUAGAGACUUUAAUUACAGUUAAAACAGAUUUGUGGGAAAAACGUUUUUCAAGUUUUCACACUCUAGCUCGAACGCGAUCAAUAAUGAGUUUACUGUCAACUGGACGACAUUAAUACAUCUCAUAAAGCAAAAGUUGUUCCCCCAACAACAGGUUGAAUGCCUUGGGGUGUUCAGGUACAGAGCACAUUCGCCUAGGUGGUUAGCUGAGAUUCAUUGACCGUAAACUCAAUUAAAAAGAGCAUUUGAAGCUUUAUGGAGAUACCAAAUCAUUUGUGGGAAGACUCAACUAAUAACACUAAUCAUCGAUUCAGUGCUUGAUAUCCGUUGUCAACAAAUGAUUCGUGGAUCUAAAUCAUAAUCCAUUGAGCCGUGGAUAUAAAAUCAGUCAGUCAGCUGCAACGUAAGACCAGGCAUACAUGCGUACUGGUCCAAGUUGCCACACAUCAUUACUACAACAAGAUGAACACCGGAUUAAUAGGCGUAGUUACUUCAGUAGUAGUUAUAUUAUCAAAGAAAGAUUGUGUAUAAGGAUAUAAUGCAGGAAGAGAGAAUUAGUUCGUAGAAAGAAAGAUAUGAAGCGAUUUUAAUCUCGCGGUUUAAGGGAAAACAAGGAGGGUACACACCGACGUCAUUGUGAUCGAUUCUGAGCCAUGUCACACAAAGUCUCCAACCAUUGGUUACGAUAGUCACGCAGACCUCAACCAAGUAGUCUGCAUCUACCAACAUGGCUCAUAUCAGAGGUUAGUGACUUUAUGGACUGAUGCCACGUUUUUGUUUGGCCGCCCCUAACAUUCUUCCACUCGUUUUCAACACUAGUCAGCAUUGCGCGUCGUGGUAAUUGGUGUUCAGGCAUACGCAACACAGUCGAUGAAGUUUUACAACCUUAUCAACUGAUUUACCAUCAUUCCCUAAUACCCUGCGUCUAACCUCACUAUUACUUACCCGGUGAUCCCACCAGAUGCGAGCACUAUUUCUAAGGCAUCUGUGAUCGAGUAUCUUCUAGUUUUAAAGGCCACGUUUUGCAGCCAAAAAGUAGAACAGAACAAACUGCCGCACUGUAUACUCGUCCCUUAAUUGAUAGACGAGUAUCUCGCCUUCGCCAUAGGUGAGAUAAGUUGGCAAAAGCCAAACGAGUUUUUGAAUCCGUGCAGAGAUUUCGUCAAGCACCAACCCAAUAGGGUUGAUGAGACUUCCGAGGUGGUGAAGUUGUCGAUGUGUCCGACUACUUCACUCUCUAUCCUUAGUUCAGUUGUUGACGCAGGCCAGUCCUGAAGCAACAACUUGGAUUUAGAGGGGUGAGAAGCACAUCCCAAAAAUCCUGUUGUUGUUGCUCAGUGUUACCAAAUGACUGCAUUUUAUCAGCGUCUUCACCAAACAGAACUAUGUCAUCUGCAUAUUCGAAGUCGAUAAGCUGAUCUCUUUGUAGGACACCGAUUCCUGGAAAUUCAGUCGACGAGAACGUUAUCUUCAGCAGUAGAUCUGUGAUGAGGUUGAACAAAAUAUAAAAUAGUAUUUUAUUGUUCAGUGUGUUAUUAACUCUCAUUGGGCAAACUUCUGAGUGGUUUAGGUGGACCUCAUUAAACAUGCUGUGAUAAAAACAAUAGACGAACUUCAGCUCUUAAUUUAUUUCUGUAUGUUGUUAUCAACUGUUUAGGACGAAAUGUGUUUGAGUACGACAAGUUCCAAAAGUAUGAGAUCACAUUCAAAGGUUUUAAACUAAAUAAAGCCCAGCACUAUCCUAGAAUCUUUUAAUUUAAAGAUAUCUCGUAUUUGUGACAACUGUUAUGACUUAAUCGAAUCCACAAUUUCUCUUAGUUCCUGGAAUUCAUUUCCUAAAUUAAGGGUUCUAAUUGAAAGCCUUACUAAAUGUAAUUCUAUCAUCAUAGUCGUUUAUCUUCAUUAUCAUGGGUUACACUUGUGAUUCACAACUCAUUAUUCUAACACCGUAAUGAUUUAAAUAUGUCCAUUAUUGUGUUCAUUGUGUUAAAUAUCACAGUUCAUCCUGUUUUAAAUGUGACUUCUAAUUCACAUGGGUGAGGAUAGCAGUUAGUUUAAUCGGGAUAUACUAGACCUAUGAUGCUUGAGAGUUAGGCAAUAAAAAAUCAUGGAGUUUUCAUCUGUCUAUUACAGUUUUUGUGUCUUUUACCUUUCAGAUUACCCAUUUCUGUUUAAAAUGUCUCUUCUAAAUAUCUGCUAAUAAUCUAACACCAACACGAGCGUGCUCACCCACUGCUAGUUUUCAAAUGUUUUGUGAAUGAAUUAACCCCUUCUUUAACCUAAUAAUCAAUAAGCUAAUUACCUCGCAUCCUAAUGUGCUCCGGCAAAGCCUCAGAAUUAAAAAAUACGAAGCAGUUACUUGAUUACUUGAAAGAACUAUUUCUGGAUCGGAUGAAACUCUUAGCCACUCCUGGCUUAUACAUUCAUAUUGAAAAACUUUUGGGGGAAGAAAUACUGCGUGUUCAGAGCGAAUUGUUUUCAACAUCCGGUAUCUGUCCAAUAAAAGAAAGGGAAUUGCCAAAACCCGAUGGCCCUAAGGUUAAUCUACAAGCUAAAAUAUAUAUGCCGAUGGACUCUACCAACAAUUACAACUUUGUUGGACGAAUUCUUGGUCCUCACGGAUCCACUGCUAAAUGUUUACAACAAUUUUUAGGAGUAAGAAUUAUGAUUCGUGGUCGUGGAUCUAUGCGAGAUCAAACAAAAGUUGGAGCAAAUUUUGUUCGGCCAAACUUGGAGCAUCAUUUAAAUGACAAUUUGCAUGUUCUAAUUACUGUUGAAGAUUACGAAAAUCGUGCUAAAGUUAGACUUGAAAAAGCCAGCGAAUAUAUUAGUAUGUUUCUACAGGAAAGUUUAAAAGUAUCGGAUAAGGAAGACAAAGUGAAAAUGAUGCAAUUAAUGGAAUUGUCCAUCCUUCGUAAAGCUUGGCCAAUAAAUUUCACCAAAUUAUCGAAAUUUAAUUUCCAAUCAAGAAGAAAUACACUUUUUGAUAAAUCAAUCACUAUAGGUCAUACCAGUGGAUACAUAUCUGGACCGUAUACAUCACCAGCUUUACAACAUGGUCAACAUUUUCUACCUUUUCCAAAUCCACACCUUCAAGAUCAUCCUCAAGAAAGACAUCAACAACGGCAACAACAGUCUGUUGAUAUUCCUACUGGUCAGUCACGUUGUGAUCUCGGUGGAUUUUCACAAUAUCAUUAUCAAAAUAAUGUUGUAUUUCCAUCGCCCGGUUCAUGUGAUCUUGAUGCUACAAUGUAUUUACAUAAUGACUCUGGUCGACGUGGUUUUACAGGAUAUUUCGGAUCGAAUUGUCAACAUAUACAAAAGCAAACACUAUCGACCACACCAAGUAUACCUAUGGCGCCCUUAGCCGUCAGUUAUUGGUCAUGCACAUAUCCUAGUUUACCAUCUCCAGAUUAUCCUAUUCAACACUCAGAAAUGAAUCGUAACCCUACUACUGUCAAAACAAACAGUCGACAACCAUGUCAUAUUCAUGAACAUUGUCCUUCGGACAAUGUAAUAUCUCAUAGUUUUAUAAAUAGUUUACCACAAUCAAAUUAUACAACACCGUUGAUGAUUCAUUCACCGCGACAACAAUGUUCUCAGAGUAAUCAAUAUUUACCAUUCCAUGGAAAACAACUUGUUACAUCGAAUAAGUUGACAAGUCAAGUGCGUAUUAACUGUGUUAGUAACUCUCAUAACACUAAUCGAACGCGUCGCCGUCAUCAUCAUCAAAAUGGUAGCACUUAUAGUGGUGGGUCCGUUGAAGAGUUUCAUAAAAGGUUACAAAAGCAUUCAUCAGGCGAUGAAAGUGUUCUUCACCAUCAUAAAUCAGAAGAAUUUAUUCACAAUAGUGUAAUUAUUGAUGAUAACAAUAAAAAUGAUAUUAAUGAUAGUAAUAAUAAUCAUUCACUUUCUAUCGGUGCGUUAAAACGAAACCCUACCAAUGGAAUAAAGAAAUUUCAUUCUGAUAAGUGUAAAACUAUAAUUACUACUACUACUACUACUACUACUACUACUAGUAACACUCACAAUACUACUGCUUCUACUAAUCAUAUAGGUCUUCAUCAACAGCGAUUCAAUGGUCAAGCAAGUACCAAUGAAAAUGUUGUCAUUACCUCUCGUAGCAGUCAUAAUUCGAUUCAUGCUCUUAACCCUACUGAUAUUGCUAAAGUAAAUAAUGAUGAUAAUAUCCGUAAAAGUACUAAGAACUGUUUAAAUGAACAGGAACAACAGUACCAACACGAGUAUUAUGAUGGUUAUACAACUGGGAUGGAAAAAGUUAACAGUAUGCCUCGUAAUGAGUAUAAAAAGAACAGUUUCAAGUCUAGGACUAAUCAUACUAAUACCACUACCAAUACUAAUACAUGUAUUAGUCAUAAUAAUGCUAUCAUUACAUCAACUAUUAACUCUGUUACAAGUAGAAUUAAAACAAUCAAUCAAGAUAAAAAGUAUUUUAUUAAAAAUACUGAGGUUAAUAUAAUAAAAAGUACUCCGUCUAACAGAAAAUUAUCUGAUUCAAGCUUAAAACCUAUUGGAUUAGUUACAGAUGAAACAGAGUGGCCAAGACUUGGGACUAGUGUGAAUUCACUUCAAACAUCAACUGUCAAUAAUUCUCAACGGUCGUCAUCUAAAUUAAAUGUUGUUUUGAAUGAUGAUGUUAGUGAUAAUAAUAAUGAUGAUAAUAAUGCUCAAUCGAUAACAUUAUCACAUAAUUCCAAGUCUAAUUCACUUGAUAUUGAUGAUAACAAUAAAGUUGAGAUAAAUCAUCAAUCAUCAUUGUCAACAUUCAAAUCGACCGGGUGAAAAAUGUUCCCGUAUAAUUAAUGUUGAAAUAAGGUUGAAUCUCCAUGAAAUUCAUUGAGAAAAUCCAUUUUUUUUAAAAAUAUUGUAAAACAGCUUGUUUUCUUAUUCAUUGUUCAAUUUGUUUUAUUUUGUUUGUUGAAAUUAGGGAUUUUUAUUCUUUUUAAAAAAAUAUUUUUCAUGAUUCGUUGUUUAUUCCAUUAUUUUGUUGAUUUCUAUGUUUGCUGCUUUUUACCUUCAUUUCGUUUUCUUUUAUCUUUUAAUGUUUUCUUUAAUGGUUAACCUUUUUUCUUGUUGUUGAUUAAAACUGUUAUGAAGAAGGAAAUAACACUGUUUUGUUCUUGUAAAUUAUAGUAGAUUAUGUUUUG